CUCCACCUCCUCCUCCUCCACCGAAUCACAGAAGAAAACUAGAACAAAUACAGCAACCAAAUGCUCUGCAGCCCAACAGCAAAGUACCCCCCCUUACACCUCCAAAUAAACCUACUCCACCUCCAAAUAAACUUCCUCAAAUGCCAAUGGCUGCAGAACUUAAAGUAAGUAUUACAUCGUCAUUUUAGUCAUAUAUGACUGUUAGUAUUUACAUUUUAAAACUGUUUUAUUGAUGCUUAGACUUGGAUAAGACACAAACAGCAACCAAGUGCUUUAAGGCAGUCCUACAGCGUUACCACAAGCUGAUUAGGCAAGCAAAACAUUAACUGUAGAGCGAUUCUUGUUGAGCAACUUGUUUUUAUUUCAUUAUUACUUUGUUGAUGUUUUUCAACAAAAUUUUUGUUGUCUGUCUACAGGAGAAGUUCUCACAAUUCCAAAGUAGUAAACCAAGUAAGUGUUUAUGUCAUCCUGUAGUCAGACUACGACUUGGAGGCAGAUAGAUAUCUCUCAUAGCAGCUGUUGAAAUUUUAUCAUGUGGAACAAUCAUUGUCAAAUCUACAGGAAUUGAGCUAACAUGAUGCAGUUGCCAUGUUCCCUUGUCUCAAACUUUAGAUCUAAUGAUUUUCCAUCCCUCUGUUCCCCGGUCUCAAUCUUUAGAUCAAAUGAUUGUCCAUCCCUCUGUUCUCUUGUCUCAAUCUUUAGAUCGAAUGAUUGUCCAUACCUCUGUUCGUUUUCUUAAUCUUUAGAUCUAAUGAUUGUCCAUCCCUCUGUUACCUUGUUUCAAACUUUAGAUGCAAUGAUUGUCCAUCCCUCUGUUCCCUCGUCUCAGUCUUUAGAUGCAAUGAUUGUCCAUACCUCUGUUCGUUUUCUUAAUCUUUAGAUCUAAUGAUUGUCCAUCCCUCUGUUCCCUUGUUUCAAUCUUUAGAUGCAAUGAUUGUCCAUGCCUCUGUUCCCGUGUCUCAAUCUUUAGAUUUAAUGAUUGCCCAUCCCUCUGUUCCCUUGUUUCAAUCUUUAGAUGCAAUGAUUGUCCAUCCCUCUGUUCCCUAGUUUCAAUCUUUAGAUGCAAUGAUUGUCCAUGCCUCUGUUCCCUUGUCUCAAUCUUUAGAUCUAAUGACUGUCCAUCCCUCUCAAAAUUCUUUGUCUGGCUUUAAAAGCUUUAUUUAAAUAGUGAGGAUUUUUAAACAAAUGCGCGAUGCUUUAGGUACAUAUAGUGUAGAUAAUUUGCUUGAAUCCAAUGAACUCCUGACACUUUAUUCACAGUUCCACUUCCUAAAACAGACAAGAAACCACAACCACCAGCCAAGCCUGUAGAAAACAAACCUCAGCUUCCUCCUCGGGGCCAUGAAAAAUUACCCCCUGUACCUCCAAUCGAUACCACCGACAGUAAAUCCGAUGACAACAGUAGUGCAGGUUCUUCUUCUUCAGGCCCCACAUCAUCCUCUAAGUCGGUGAAAAUAGUUUCUCCAACUGGUCCAGUUAUCCGUAAUCAAGCGAAGGUGCAGGUUUUUCCGGCUCUGCAUGCUACCAUAAAGGUUCAGCUUAUUUUUAUUGGCACUAUAACUAUUUAUAGCAUUAACACCUCAUUUUAUUAUAAGCAUCCCUUUUCUAUUUGUCAUUUAUCCUGAAAUACUGUCAGUCAUUAAAACUUGAUUCACACUGCAUCAAGAAAUUCAGUGCAAUUGGGUCUAAUCAAACAUCUCCAUUUUUGUUGAGGAUCUAUCAAUAGUGAAUUAAGACCUGGCCCUUCUUUUGUUAAAACAAUAUUAUUUAAUUUUUGUUAAAAUCACUAUAAAUGUGAAUCUGAUGCUAAUUCUUAAUGUUUACAAAUCAACAAAAUCUAGCAUCAAUGAAAAAUGCAAGUUCUUUAUCAUUAUGCCUAAAUAUGUCAAAGUUAUUUCAUAAGUAAAGUAAUCAAUUAAGCAUUUUCUGAGCUUUAAAUGGAGAAAUUCAUUUCUAUCAACGUGUCUUCAUUUUUUUCAUAAAAUUCUCAAGCCAAAUCUUGAAGAACACAAAAUCUCACCAAAUGCUAUUUAACCAUACCUUUUUAUAUAACAAAUGCUAGUGUCUAUUUUAAACAGAUCUCUCUGAAGUAAAACACAAGUGCAAAGCUUUUCUAUCUUUCAAUUUACAAAGAUCGUCCUUGGCAUAAUUUUCUUCAUUUCUAUUUGUGCAUCCCCAUUGUAGUGGAUUAGUUAUUGCCCAUUGGUAGUUUUGAAUUUUCUAUUUAUAAAGAUCUUUAAAAAAAUGGGCCAGGGGAUGUUAAUUUAUAAAAUUUCUUUUAUAAACCAAGAGAAAAAGGAAUGAAAAUUAGCUGACAUUUAAGUAAAGCGCACUGGUCAUGAAAAAUGAGUCAAACGAUUUAGGGUCCAUUUUAAAUGGUGCAACAGUUACAGGUACAGACUCAGACACUGUUACCUCUCUCAAAACACACCAACUAUAAAUGCCUAUGUUGAAUGUAGUCAUAAACUGCAGACAGAGGUAAGUCUAAUAAAUUUGCACUCUGAAGCUAGCUUAGCAAUUUAGCUUUGAAAUGCUCGCUCUCUAUCAAUCUCUCUUCCAAGCUGUCUUAAAAAAAUUAAGCUGCAAAUAUCAGUGACACAAUUAAAAGUGCUAAGAAAGAUGGCUACCAAAUAACUGUUAACUAAUUAAAUACAUGCAAAAAGCUGAUAAAGCCUUCACUAAAUCUACUUAAAAUAUGUCCCACUGAAAAGCAUGGUAGAUCCAUUUUUAUCUUUCCAGCAUUUAGUGAUAUCAACUGCUUCAAGUAUAAUAUUUAUUGUUUUUUGUUUUGUUUUUUUAAAUUUAUUUUUGCAUUUCUUUUUGAAUGAAAAUUUGAUUACUUAUAAUGCUUAUUGAUUCUAGGAUUACUUAUUUGCAAGCUUCAGACCUUUAAUAAAAAAAUACUUGCAUGAGUAGUUAAUUCAAAUUCUCGCAUUCCUGCUUGAUUGUGAUUGAUAUCAUUAGCAAUUACCCAAUGGGAAAUAAUCUUUUUUUAGAGGAAAAAACUAUGCAUCCACCAGCACAAUUUUAAGAUAAAAAAAUUGAAACCAUGUGAAGCUCUCUUUGAGGAGAUAGAUUACUACUAUUUAAUAGAUAUGUAAAUAAUAGUAAUAAAAUCUCUAUUUUGCUUCAGCAGCCAAUGUUUAUCUUGUUGUUUUUUUUUUUAAUGAGCAAAAUGAAUACAAUUUGAAAAAUGUCUUCACUUUUUUAUUUUAUUUAAUUUUUAUGACUAAGUUGAUAUUGAUUGUGUUGAUGUGUCAUUUAAUGUAGUGGAGAAGUUUUUUUGGCAGUUUUUUGUUUUUUAAACAAAUCCUUUGAAGCUUAUUUAUCUUAUAAGGAAUCAAAAUAAAUAAGCUUUAACAGAUUUAUACAGCCUGAAAUCUAUAUUAUUUAUGUAAACAAAUUUCUUAGUUUGAAGCAUAUGCUUUGUAUUUUUGGUUAAUGAUUCUCUAUUUAUUAACUAGUUGACCUGUUAAAUAUAAAUAAAAAUUCUCACCUGUACUUUAUAAGAACAAUUGGUCUUUAUAUGCAAAUUUCUUUUAUAAGAUUGCUUAUAAGAUUGCUAUUUUCAAAGUAAUAUAAUAAAAAAAAACUGUAAACUGCUAUUAGUUUAUAGUUUAUACAAAUAAUAUAUUUUUUUUUACAAAAAACACUGAAAAAAUUAUCUUAGUAAAUGAGCCAUGUUUUUAUAAUAUAUCCACACAAAAUUGAAGUAUCUUGAGAUAUUUUACACUUUUGUCUUUACAUUAUUAUAUAUUUUUUGUUACCUGCCUAUAAUUACAUAUUUAUUUUUAGGUAAAUUGUAAAUAAAGCUUAACACUUGGAAUUAUAUUUUUUUUCAUGUAGAAAAUUGAAGAAGGACUUUCAAAAGUGCCUAUUAGAUUACCAAACCACGAGCCACCGGAGUCUGACGAAAUUUACGAUGAUGCAAUCACGGAGGCAAGUUUUUUUUUUUUAUGUUAAUAUUUUCUCCUAAAAUUUUUGUAAUGUUUCUGGGUCAUUCCUUCUUGGUUUGAAAAUUUAAAAGUGGGAGGGGGGUUUAAGGCAGCAUUGGAUUGAGAUUAGGAUGAUUAUUGAUAAAUAAAAUCUAUUCCCUUUUAAAGUUUUCUCCAUCAUUUCUAAGGAAUGGAUAAACUAAAGUGUAAGGAAAAAUUUAGGUUAAUGUAGACCCCUCAGCCGACGCCGCGCACCGAAUACGCCGACGAAUUUUCGUCCACCAAAAAAUCCGCCGGAAAAUAAACAGGUCAUUGUAACGUGAUGUUACGUAAUGUUUUUGCUUUCUUAAAUUUCAUGGCGUUCCGUUUUAAGGUAUCAGGUAUUGAGUGACAGAAACUGAAUGAAUGGGAUGCAUUCAUGCACUGUAUUAGUAGGACAGCAUAUAAAACGUUUUUUUUCUAUUGUUUGAAAUAAUAAAACUUUUUUUGAAGUAUUGUAAAAGUGUUUUAUUGCUGAAGUUUUAUUACUUCAUUAUUGACCAGGCUUCAGCCGAAUAUUUCGUAAUCAGUUGUAAUCCGGAUAUCAGCCAAAAAAUUAUGUCGGCCAGCCGAAAUUUUUAAAAAAAUUCGGCGGGCAGGUUUGGGUUAAUGUUUACACUUUAAAGUUAUUCAAGGCCUUACAAUUACUCCCCCCCUUUUAAAAAAUUUUUAAAUGUGAAUCACAAUCCUUUUUACUCUCCCCUUUCUUGAUUGGCAAAAGGUUAUUUACGUUCGAAUAUACUCUAAUUUGUUAUAAAGAGUGCUAAUCAGGUGAUGCAAUUUCUAGAAUUUAUUUGUUUGAGGAUUCUAAUUUUCUUCCUAUAAAUAAGGCGGCAGCUUUCUCAGCCGAGGGAGAGUUUUUUUAUAUAUUGCCUAGACAUUUAUGAGAUGUAAUAUACUUAUAAGAUUGUACUGCUUAUGUGUGUGUGUGUAAAUUAAACGUUUUAUUUUUCAAGGUUUGUACUUUUUCACUUGCUUAAAUUUGCAAAAAAACAUAUAAAUUUUGUGAAUCCUGCCUCUAACGAACAAUUUUUGUCAAUAAUUUAUAUGAAACUUUACAUAUUCAGAAACUGACAUCAUUUGAUUGGUUCCAUGGAGAACUUGACAGAAAAGAGGCUGAAAAGAGAGUUAAUCAAAUGAGAGACGUAUGAAUCUUAUUCAGACUUAAGUUAUAUUUAAAUACUCUUACAGGUAGUUUCUAAUCAACAUAAAACACAUUAAUCCCCUACCCAUUAUAUUAAAAAGAAGUCGCUUUCAGUCUUAGAUAGCACAAAAUAAAUCUACUUUUAGAAAUAUGCACUUUUAAUUAUCUUUUGUCCUAUCCCAAGGAGACUUUGUUAAAAGAUAUUCUCUUUAGGAAUUUUAACUAAUUUAUAAUACUAGUUGUGUAUUUAAGCAGUAUAAGUUGUCAUUUGUUAAUUAUUUCUAAAAACAUUGAGAAAAAAAAUGUGUUUAUUUAAAGUGUAAGACUUUCUUUAAUCUUUGAAAAUAUCAACUAGAGCUUGAAUUGUCUGUAAAGGGCUAAGUAUUAGUCUUUAAACAUGUAAAUAGCAGAGCUUAAAUUCUUUCUCAGUUAAAUGUGAUGCUUCAAAAUAGAUUUAUAUGCUUUAAACAUAAGUUGUUUUUUUAUUUGAAAAUUUUCAGAAUGGUGCAUUUUUGGUGCGUGCCAGCACUAAAGGAGAUCCAACAUAUCCAUAUGUUUUAGUAGUCAUAUCAGAGGGUAAAAUUAAGAACCUGCAAUUACGGCAACGACAUGAUAAACGCUUUGCUAUAGGCAAUUAUAAAGAAGAUGAAGUGGUGAGUAUGACUUUGACAGUUCAUUUUCUUCAGUGUGAUAUACAUCUGAAACUUCAAGACUUGAACCUUUUCAUGAAUAAUUAUAUUAGUAUGAGAUAUAAAAGGAUUUUCUAAUUCACCUAGAAAGUUAUCCAUUUAUUUGAUGAUCUGCAGUCAAAAUUUAUUUGCUUGUGACAGUGAAGAAAUUUUGAAAAAUGUCUGAUAAAUUGAAGAAUCCUAACUUUAUUUUAAGCUUAUUUCGAUAGCCAUGUUAUUAAAAUGAGACAUUCUUCUAAUAUUGUUUGCAAUCCCUGUAGAAGUUUGUGACCCAGUUUUAAAUCUAAACAAAUAUGGUAAACCAAAAUAGUUAACUAUGACCUUUGUUUCAAAGUUUUUACUUUAUCAAAAUAUAUAAUGUUGAUUUAUUUUCCCCAGUCAUUUACUAAUGUUCCUGAUUUAGUAAAUCAUCAUAAAAGUAAUAACAUUAAACUAGCUGAUGGAGGCACAGUAAUGUUGACUCGAACACCAAGAAAGUAAUCAGAAGCAAUAUCGGGAGUUAAACAGCCAGCGAGAAACGUACACAAUUGAAUAUAUUUUUUUUAAAGACACCAAUGAGUAUUGCCUCAGGUUCAAUUGAAAUUAUUUAUUAUUUUUAGAACCUUUUUUUUUAAAGUUGAUUUGUUUGAAAUUAUUAUCAAUUGAGACAGAGCUUCUAAGCAUGAUUUUGGAAGCUCUAUUCCACAUUUUGGUUUUGUGUCAUUCCCCCCCACCUGCAUUCAAAGUUGAUAGUUUAUUUUGCAUUCACAAAGAAUAUUUAGUUAAAAGCUCAACAAAAGUAAAUAAGAAAAAUAUAAAAAAAAUUAAAUAAUUUCAUGUUAUUUAAUGUUUUGCUCAUAGAGCGCUUAGCGGCUUAUGUAAGCUUUGAUCAAUUCAGCAUAAAUGAGCUGAGCAUGUAUUUCAUGUUCUAUUGAUAUCAUUGAUAAUCAACAAAUCCUCUCCUGAACUAUAGUUGAGAGUGUGUAGGAUUUGAUAAGAUUCAAUUCAGAGGAACAGCUCUCUCUGCUUGCAACACUGACAGGGAUUGAGAGGAUGAUUCAUAGAGCAACCAUCACACCUGCAAAAGCUCUGUGAGGUCGUAUGUCAGAAUAUAAUGACAGAAUCUCCAGCACUUGGGUUCAUUGGUCUCUGACUUUUCAUGUCAUUUGCACGUUCACCAUGUUCUGUUUGUGCAGUGGGCACAACAGCAUAAUGCUCCAGUAGGUUCUGAUUUUCCCAUUGUUUCAGCAAAGGAAUGUUGUAAAAGAUAUCACUGGGAAUGCUCAGCAUGGCAAACUGUUUACAUGGGGAAACAAGAGUGAUGUCAUGUGCAUGAAAGAAGAAUUGCACUUUGAAUUUGUGCAAAAGCAUCUUAAUAUCGGUAUCCAAACUGGGUGGCUCAUAUUGACGCCUUUCAGCUGUCAUCUUAGGUACCAUAGUGUGUCUUAUUCAGGGAUUCCCAGCUCUACUGGGUUCACUGGCCAUUUUGAUAGCAAUUCAACUCUUUGUGGGCUAUAUGUUGUAACACCAAACAACUCAAGUAAACACCAAAUAAACAAUAUACAGAACUAUUUAUUUAUUCUUAAUGUACACAAUUAUCAGAUGUUAAAAGAUACAUAAUGCAUGUGCCGCACACACAUAAAUAAUUUGUGUAGAUUUAAUUGAGAAUAACUAAAAAAAAUCAUUCAUUUACUAAUUUUAAAUGUGUGUUUAUAAUGAGAAAAGAUUUAAAAAGCACAAAUUAACUGAAUGAAUAACUUGUUCAUUUGCGAUACAUCUGGUGGCACCAUAAUAUUUAACGAGCCUUGCAGCAUGUGGGCAGCGGGUUCGCCAUCCCUGGUAAAAUUGUUAGCAUAAGUUGGUUGCUGUGUUGACUGCUGAUGAGAGGAUAGUGUAAAAUAUUUAGCUAGUGAAUGUAAUUUAAGAUACUUUCAAUUUAAUUUUUUUCUACAUCACACAAUUUUUAAAUAUUGGAGCCGCACGGGUUGCAGGGCUCAUACAACAGCUCUCUAGUACAGGAAAUUUCUUGAGAUAAUUAUAAAUCCUGAAAUUUCAUUUGUGUAUGGAUAAAUUUUGCAUCUGAAAAUGUUUUUGUCUAGUUGAAGCAUUUAUCUGAUCAAAUUAAUGAAACAAUUGAAAAAUGAUGUAACAAGUAUGUCAUAUGUCAGUUCUUCUUUUGAGUCAUAUGCUUAAUUAUUUAUUUCUCAAAGUUAUUGAUAUAAUAUAAGAAAUAUUUUUUAAUAGGUCAC
Molecule: messenger RNA, 8035 nt
Organism: Lymnaea stagnalis (great pond snail)
Lineage: Eukaryota; Metazoa; Mollusca; Gastropoda; Lymnaeidae
Source: the annotation of a GenBank genome assembly